AUGUACAGUCCUAUACCCUACCAAGAAGGGGGGCCGUUGGAUCUCGAAGUGUGGAAAAGCUACUCACCCAACCUGCCGCCCUGCAUUACCGCCACCAUCAGCAGAGUGAUUUCCAUGACCAUGUCCGUCGUCUUGGAAGUCACUUUCCAGACCCUUCAGGGCCCGCCUGGCCACUGUGACAAGCCCGCACCACACACACGAAAAAACGAAGUAACGUUCGAGGCGUUUGUCAGAGGGGGAAUGAUGCCAGCGUUCCUCCGCUAUCGAAAGGAAAGAAACGAGACCGAGACGUUCCCCGUCAGAGCCCCGGAGUUUCUCGACGAGCCCGAUCGCGCCGAAGACUAUGAGCACUUUGAAUGCGAGACCGAGACCUAUUACCGACUCGCCGAUCACCAAGGUACGCUGGUCCCGCACAUCCGCGCCCAUGUCAGUCUAUCGGCCACCAAGCUCCCGACCAUCAUACCACAGGAAGUAGCGCCCUACUUUGAAGUGAGAGGUAUCCUUCUGGAACGGAUCGACGGAUAUUGUCUAGACGACCUGAUGCUCGGCCCCCCACCACCAAACCUAAGGACAUGGCAUCACAUUAUCCAGUCGGCCGUCGAUACGGCGUAUGAGAUUAACAAACGUGGUGUCAUCAUGGAAGACUGCGCGCCGCGCAACGUGGUUGUGGACAAGGAGUCACAGACGCCGCGGAUCGUCGAUCUUGCACAAUGCAUGUUCCGGGAGGAGAUGGUGAGCUAUUGGUGCCAGUCAGGGUGGGACGAGGACGAGGAUUGGGAUCCGGAUGUCGAGUACUGGGAGGAAGUAAGUACUAUGAGUAACCCAGGAGCGAUUGGGGCGGUUAUGGCGAAUCGUAUACAGAGGAAGAUGGGGGUGAAGAUGGAUUUCAGGUAUCCGGACUGGAAUGCGAUUAUUGCUGGGAUAAAGCUGAGAAAAGAAGAGGCAGCCGCAGGAGGAACGGGAAACCCCUAG
Molecule: messenger RNA, 972 nt
Organism: Dichotomopilus funicola
Lineage: Eukaryota; Fungi; Ascomycota; Sordariomycetes; Sordariales; Chaetomiaceae
Exons: 3
Coding region: 1-972 (323 amino acids)
Source: RefSeq, a predicted model, not a curated record